AGCCCUCUAGUGGUGCUUUCGGCGUUUGUGUCUUCGUAGUUGACAUCGCAGCUCUCUGGUGACUUUCGGCUCUGGUUUUCUCGUAGUUGUGACUUUCGGCACGUCUGGUUUUCCCGUGGGCUUCUCGACUUGGUCUGGGUGCAGCAACCCGCACGUGGGAUUUUUUUUUCUCUCAGCUUGGUCAGUAUUUUUUUGUGGCUUUCGGCUUCUUUGUUGAUUUUUUGGUGACUUCCGAAACUUCCAGUUUAUUUUUUGGUCUCGGUUGAUUUCCAUUGCUGUUUCUGUUUUUUGCUUUGUCUUGGAUUCAUUUAUUUGUGAUGGACUCUGCACCUGUAUGUGUCAAGUUUACGGGCACAAACUACUCUACUUGGGCAUUUCAGUUUGAACUUUUCCUCAAGGGAAAAGAUCUUUGGGAUCAUAUUGAUGGCACGGAUGUCGCCCAAACAUCCAAUCCUGACAAAUCCAAAGAUCUCACGGCUUCUCCUUCAUGGGCUGUACUUGAUGCUCGGAUUAUGUCUUGGCUUCUUGGUUCGGUGGAACCACAUAUUGUUACCAACUUACGGGCUCAUCGCUCUGCUCAAUCCAUGUGGAAUUACUUGGAAGGUUUAUCAUCAAGCUAAUGAUGCUCGUCGCUUUCAGUUAGAACAUGCGAUUGCCAUGUUUCAACAUGGUAGUCUUUCCAUCCAAGACUACUACUCGGCAUUUCUAACUCUUUGGCAUGAAUAUACUGACUUGGUUAUAGCAGAUGUUCCUGUUGCCGCUCUUUCGACUAUUCAAACUCUUCAUGAGACUAGCCGGUGUGAUCAGUUUCUUAUGAAACUACAGCCAGAAUAUGAAUCUGUUUGCUCCUCUCUACUGAACAGAUCGCCUGUUCCUUCUCUUGAUAUUUGUUUUGGUGAGAUACUUCGCGAAGAACAACGUCUUAGUACUCAAGCUAUUCUGGAGCAAUCUCAUGGCAGUUCUAGGACGGCAACUGUGGAUUAUGCUGCCCAAGGACGAGGAUCACCUAUGACUUCCAAAAAUUUGCAGUGUUUCUGUUGCAAGGAAUAUGGGCAUAUUGCUGCCAAUUGUCCUAAGAAAUAUUGUUCUUAUUGCAAGAAAAAUGGUCAUAUUAUCAAAGAAUGUCGCAUCCACCCACAGAAUCGUCAGGCUCAAGCAUUCCAGACUUCUGUUACUGUUCCUCCCGUAGCGACUUCUAUAGCACAUGGCUCUUCCUAAGGUGCUUCAUCUAAUCUUGCACCUCCUGCAGCAAAUUACUGCACACCAGAAAUGGUGCAACAAAUGCUAAUUUCGGCAUUAUCUGCAAUAGGAUUUCAAAGACCAGGUCACGGGGGAGCCGAUCGCGAAGGGACCUAAAGUGGGGCGCUUGUUUCCACUAUUUUUACCUAUUCCAACACUUUCUCCAGUUUCUUCUAUUAAGUCUUUUGCUUGUAAUAAUG
Messenger RNA from Juglans microcarpa x Juglans regia, 1439 nucleotides. RefSeq lists its product as uncharacterized. NCBI's taxonomy places the organism in Eukaryota, Viridiplantae, Streptophyta, Magnoliopsida, Fagales, Juglandaceae. The record is from RefSeq and is a predicted model, not a curated record. The coding region runs from base 424 to 1218 and encodes 264 amino acids. Gene Ontology annotation, molecular function: zinc ion binding; nucleic acid binding. The transcript is spliced from 2 exons.